Teleopsis dalmanni is the source of this 1822-nucleotide messenger RNA. Its product is annotated as acyl-coenzyme A thioesterase 9, mitochondrial-like. The record is from RefSeq and is a predicted model, not a curated record. The transcript is spliced from 4 exons. Gene Ontology annotation, molecular function: fatty acyl-CoA hydrolase activity. Gene Ontology annotation, cellular component: mitochondrion. Gene Ontology annotation, biological process: acyl-CoA metabolic process. NCBI's taxonomy places the organism in Eukaryota, Metazoa, Arthropoda, Insecta, Diptera, Diopsidae. The coding region runs from base 283 to 1602 and encodes 439 amino acids.
UUUGGACCAUGUAGCUAAAAUCUUACAAACAGAUUUCCGGUUGAUCUUACGUAAGACUUUUGACGAUCUUUGCCAAAAUUGCUGUAAUAAGAGUUGCAAAGCGCACACAUUGGGAACCUCUGUCAAAUAUAUAUGAAGUGAUUUACGCAUUAGAAGUUCGUCAUACAGUGUCAUUGGUACAGCUGCUUUUAGAUUAUGGCUACAUAAGCAAAGAAUUUAUGUUAAAGAGUAUUGAAAACAAAGUUUAUUUCUAGAGAAAUUGGUUUAAAUUCCGUUGAAAAUAUGAUGCGAAAUUUUUCCAGAUCGUAUUUUGCUAUUUCAAAUUCAUUGGUCUUUCAAAGGCCUUUAGCAUCGGUAUUGUUUCGAAGCGUUGGUCUACAGAAAAAUGACGCCUCAUUUGGUGGUACUAUGGCGGAAGUAAAAGAAAAAAUUAUGACCAGUCUUGGUUUGGAGGAAGGUUAUGAACCCAUUCCUAAAACUAGAGAACAUUUAAUGAAAUAUCUUCCAAAAGCAGAGAAUUUGCCUCCUCGUUCUAUGCAGGACUCUUUCACAUCUGCAAUAAUUCCUUUAAGUACAGAUAAACAGCUACAGGAUAAAUAUGUUGCUUUUCUUGGCCAUGUUAGGCUAGGAAGGUUAAUGGAGGAUAUGGAUCUAUUUGCAGUAUGGGUAUGUCAUCAGCACUUAAAAAUUCCUGAUUUACCAAAAAGCGUACAUUUGCCCUAUACAUUUGUCACGGUUUUAGCUGACAAAAUAACUUUUUCUGAUAUACGAACUAACAUAACGGAAGAUAUUCGUCUCUCUGGGCAUAUAUCUUGGGUUGGACGUAGUUCAAUGGAAGUUGUUGUGUGGUUAGAGCAAAAGGAUCAUGGCAUCUAUAAGAAAAUCACACGCGCGUUAUUUCUCUUCGCUGCUCGAAACGCAACAAACACUAGUUCGGCACCCGUUAACGCUAUCUCACCUGCUUCUGAUGAAGAGCGAAACAUUCUUCUAGGGGGUGAGAAACGUAAACAAAAUCGUCAAAAGAUACAGGCAGAAUCGAUUUUCAAGGUUGAACCAAACGAUUUUGAACAAACUAUUAUGUACGAUUUAUAUAAACGUACCACCCCACUGAAUACAAUGGAACUUAAUGUGCGAGUGCUGCCGGGGAAUUGUCGUUGGAUGUCAAAAUCAUUCAUCGUAAGCACUAUUCCAUGUUUUCCUGAAAAUCGGAAUGCUCACUAUAAAGUAUUUGGUGGAUUUAUUAUGCGGAAUGCGCUGGAAAUAAGUUGGGCUGCUGCAAGGCUUUAUAACAAAAGUCCAGCUAAACUUAAACAUAUAUGUGACAUCAGUUUUGAAAAGCCUGUGAGUGUUUCAUCAUUUAUAAAAAUGUCUGCUUACGUAGUUUACACCCAAGCCAAUUACAUACAAGUAAUGACUGUUGCAGAUGUUUUGGAUGCUGCGUCUGGUGAACAAGUGACUUCAAAUGUAUUUUAUUACACUUUUACAACACCUUCUACAGUUCCUGAGGUAUUACCGCAAUCAUAUCAAGAAACGAUGUGGUACAUACAAGGACGUAGAAAAUUUAGAUACUCAUUGGGAUUGGACGCUCAAAAUAACUUAUAAUAAUGACUCGAAAAUCGAAGUACUUGAAAGUAAUUCAUUAAGCGAACGAUAUUAUUUGAAUCUGCAACUUAAAAAAUAUUUAAUGUAUCUUAAUGUUUUUUUAUUUAUCAGUGUAUUUUUAUUUAAGGUGUUUAAAUUGUAUCAUUUUGUUUAAUAAUGCUUCUUAUAUAUACAAGUUAUUAGGUAAAAUGUAUGUUAAUAAAACUAAUAAAAAUGUAAA